AUGUCCAUGUUGUCGUGCCGUGUGUUGUGUCUGUUGGCCAUUGUGCUCUGCUGUGUGGGUGUGGCUCAUGCUGAUCCUGCUGCUUCACAAAGAAGCGUAGGACAAGUGGAUGGUAAAGCAGAGUUGGUGGAAAAGACCAAGAAACUGAAGGCGGAGUGCGAGGAAGUCGGCGAAGCUGCUCGGAAAGCCGCGCAUGCAGCUCAAGAAUUUGUUGAUACCACUAAGAAAAACCUCGAAACAAUUGCUGCUAACCCAGACAACGUAGAGAAGACGAAGAGUGAAGGUGAUGAACUCAUUGAAAAUGCAAUGAAGGCUGCAAAGAAAGCAGAAGAAUUGGCCGAACAAACGAGAGAGAGUGCAACUAAAACUGAAGAGAUAGUCACGUUACUUCGAGGUCAAGAAAAUUAUGGUGCCCGGGAAGCGAUGAUAGUUGCAUACAAAGCGGCAGAUGAUGCUUUCAAACAUGCCGACGAUGCGACAAUUUGUGCUUAUAAUGUGAAGAAGGUCCUGCAGAAACUCGACGACGCAGUUGCUGCUGCCAAAGAGAAGGAGGAAGAAAAACAGGUGCAGCCUCAACCACAGCCACAGGAACAGACAAAUGAAACAUCUCUUGGUGAGCAGCAAGGCCAUGCAGAAGGAAAUCAGACGGAGCAAAAAGAAGAAAAACAGGUGGCGUCUCAAACACAGGAACAGACAAAUGAAACAUCUCUUGGUGAGAAGCAUGGCCAUACAGAAGGAAAUCAGACGGAGCAAACACAAGAAAAACAAAAACAGCACUACCGUUCUACUUUUACGAUUAAUAUACACGGAGAUAAUCUUGAUGCCUUACUCAAUGGUGCAGCGAAUAAGAGUGGUAUGGCAUUAAAUGACGGCAGCAGCAGCCCUGCGUUACUGCGUGUUCCACUCCUGCUGCUGCUGCUCUCU
Molecule: messenger RNA, 924 nt
Organism: Trypanosoma theileri
Lineage: Eukaryota; Euglenozoa; Kinetoplastea; Trypanosomatida; Trypanosomatidae
Exons: 1
Source: RefSeq, a predicted model, not a curated record